AAAGGAGGAAGGACAGCACAGCUGACAGCCGUGCUCAGAAAGUUUCUGGAUCCCAGGCUCAUCUCCACAGAGGAGAACACGCAGGCAGCAGAGACCAUGGGGCCCAUCUCAGCCCCUUCCUGCAGAUGGCGCAUCCCCUGGCAGGGGCUCCUGCUCACAGCCUCACUUUUCACCUUCUGGAACCCGCCCACCACUGCUCAGCUCACUAUUGAAGCUGUGCCAUCCAAUGCUGCAGAGGGGAAGGAGGUUCUUCUACUUGUCCACAAUCUGCCCCAGGACCCUCGUGGCUACAACUGGUACAAAGGGGAAACAGUGGAUGCCAACCGUCGAAUUAUAGGAUAUGUAAUAUCAAAUCAACAAAUUACCCCAGGGCCUGCAUACAGCAAUCGAGAGACAAUAUACCCCAAUGCAUCCCUGCUGAUGCGGAACGUCACCAGAAAUGACACAGGAUCCUACACCCUACAAGUCAUAAAGCUAAAUCUUAUGAGUGAAGAAGUAACUGGCCAGUUCAGCGUACAUCCGGAGACUCCCAAGCCCUCCAUCUCCAGCAACAACUCCAACCCCGUGGAGGACAAGGAUGCUGUGGCCUUCACCUGUGAACCUGAGACUCAGAACACAACCUACCUGUGGUGGGUAAAUGGUCAGAGCCUCCCGGUCAGUCCCAGGCUGCAGCUGUCCAAUGGCAACAGGACCCUCACUCUACUCAGUGUCACAAGGAAUGACGUAGGACCCUAUGAAUGUGAAAUACAGAACCCAGCGAGUGCAAACUUCAGUGACCCAGUCACCCUGAAUGUCCUCUAUGGCCCAGAUGCCCCCACCAUUUCCCCUUCAGACACCUAUUACCAUGCAGGGGUAAAUCUCAACCUCUCCUGCCAUGCAGCCUCUAAUCCACCCUCACAGUAUUCUUGGUCUGUCAAUGGCACAUUCCAGCAACACACACAAAAGCUCUUUAUCCCCAACAUCACUACAAAGAACAGCGGAUCCUAUGCCUGCCACACCACUAACUCAGCCACUGGCCGCAACAGGACCACAGUCAGGAUGAUCACAGUCUCUGGUAAGUGGAUCCCUGGAGCACUGGCAGUAUGUUUUCUGGUAGAGUCUAUCUGGCUUUCAGAGAUGAGCCAGAAAAAAAGUUUUAUUCCCAGCCUGUGUCCAACAGCACAAGCAAAUCCCCAACUUUUCUCCUAAACCCUCCAAGUUUAUCUCUAUAGACUCUCUUCUGCCUGUUUUUCUGAUUUCUCUUGGCUGACCUUGGGGCUGACCUGAGAAACGUGGAGAGGGGCCUU
Pan troglodytes (chimpanzee) is the source of this 1286-nucleotide messenger RNA. RefSeq names its product CEA cell adhesion molecule 8 (gene CEACAM8). Gene Ontology annotation, cellular component: cell surface; plasma membrane. Gene Ontology annotation, biological process: signal transduction; regulation of immune system process. Lineage: Eukaryota; Metazoa; Chordata; Mammalia; Primates; Hominidae. The record is from RefSeq and is a predicted model, not a curated record. The transcript is spliced from 4 exons. The coding region runs from base 97 to 1188 and encodes 363 amino acids. Gene Ontology annotation, molecular function: protein tyrosine kinase binding.